Molecule: messenger RNA, 768 nt
Organism: Cynara cardunculus var. scolymus (artichoke)
Lineage: Eukaryota; Viridiplantae; Streptophyta; Magnoliopsida; Asterales; Asteraceae
Exons: 5
Coding region: 1-768 (255 amino acids)
Source: RefSeq, a predicted model, not a curated record
AUGCCGCGUAUUUGGCGUGGAGGAGGUAGGGGAAGAGGUAGGGGCGAUUCUACAGGUACUCCGUCCCCAUCUACUGCUACACUUAGCCGACCUACACCUACUCCAUCUACUGCUACACCUAGCCGACCUAUUACUAGCCAACCUACACCUACUCCAGGAUCUAGUAGUGCUUCUGUACAAGCAGAAAUGUGGUCGGAAAUCCCUAAGGAGGUGAAGACACGGAUGUGGGAGCGUUUCCAGGGGUACUAUUGUUGGGAUUCAGCACUGGACGCCAAGAUGCUGCAGAUAUGGGAGACUCGGGGUGCCAAAAACUACAAUGAUGGCAUGAAUUCUGCUAGGAGAAGGGCAGGAGAAAUGGCCAGAAGUCAAUCGAUGCCCUAUGUAGAAAACGACCCUAAUAGGGAUAUGACUAUGUUAAAGGGCUUCCACCCUAAGUGGCUCGAUCCUCGUAUCUGGUGCGAGAUGAUUAAUCGUUGGAACACGCCCCAUUGGAAGGGUGUAGUUUCCAAGGCGGCGCAUGAUAAUCGAAUGACUAUGGUGGAAGGUGAUAUAGCCAAACACACCGGCAGAUCGAUCACAUUCACGAAAACAAAAAAUGGCGUGCCACCGUCCGCUAGGGAACUCUUCGAUCAUACGCAUAAGAAGAGGUCGAGUACAGAGUCAUCUUCGGGUUGCGGGUCACGAGGGGAGUACGUGACUUCGAGGUGUAGCCAGGUUGCGAUGGAUCCGUUACACUUAGAUAACGAAAAAUUUUUCAUCGAUUACUGA